Molecule: messenger RNA, 937 nt
Organism: Racocetra persica
Lineage: Eukaryota; Fungi; Glomeromycota; Glomeromycetes; Diversisporales; Gigasporaceae
Source: the annotation of a GenBank genome assembly
AUGAGUACUUCUAAAAAGAAAACCACGUAUCCAGAAGCAUAUACUUUAUUAUUAAAAUUUUAUCAAGAAGCAAAUCCAACAAAAAAAAAAGAAAAUGCUAUUAGAGAAGCACAGAACUUGUGGAAUGAGCUAAAAAGUGAUAAAAAUAAGCUAGAUAAAAAAAUUAAGUUGCUAAAACUUAAGAGUGAAAAAAAUAAAAUAGAGAGACAGCUCUUUUUUUUUAAAGCUGCUCGUCAAAGCCAAGAAUGUAAUGCAUUGAAGCUUACAGAGGAGCCAGCACAUGUUUCUCUGGCUACUAUUUUUGAAGAUACUAUUGAAAAUACUACUGAUAAUGAAACUGAUAACAGUAAGUAUAGAAAUGCUGAAGCAAUAACGUAUAGUGGUCCAACAUUUAUAAGGAUCCAUAGCAGCAAACAUGAUACUAGCACUGCCUACUCUCAUGGUAAAGAUUUUGAUGACAUAAUGAAUGAUGAGAGAUUGCAUAAUUUUACUAAAACAGAAGAUGGUCAGACUAAGCCUGUAAUUUUAAUACUAACUGAUGGAGCACCUCUUAGUCAUGAUUUAGCUGGUAUAAUACUUUUUCAUGAUACGUUUGGAUCACAUUUAAAUGAGCAACUAAAAAUAUUUGAUGAGAGGCUAGAAAAAUGUAACUUUAAAGCUGCUAGAGAGAUUUUGGCUUCUGUGUGGGAAGAUACUGUUAUUGAUGGUUAUCUAGGUUUAGUUGAAUAUGUAGAUCCUCCUGAGGAACACUAUCAAUCAAGCUUGAAUGAAAAACCUGUUACUUGGAUAGAAAAACAUACUAUAACUUGUCAUUAUAUUACUCAGGUUGUUAAAUGUGAUAACCCAAGUUGUUGUAGGCCCUUUCACAGUAGAAUUCGUCAACUUUUUCCAAAUUAUUUUUUUUCUCCUCCAAUUUUGGUUCAACAAAAACCACAUG